Messenger RNA from Trichoplax adhaerens, 993 nucleotides. RefSeq lists its product as uncharacterized. Lineage: Eukaryota; Metazoa; Placozoa; Uniplacotomia; Trichoplacea; Trichoplacidae. The transcript has 11 exons. Gene Ontology annotation, molecular function: peptidyl-prolyl cis-trans isomerase activity; protein tyrosine phosphatase activator activity. Gene Ontology annotation, biological process: mitotic spindle organization. Gene Ontology annotation, cellular component: nucleus; cytoplasm; protein phosphatase type 2A complex. The record is from RefSeq and is a predicted model, not a curated record. Bases 1 to 993 code for a protein of 330 amino acids.
AUGGCGACCAACGCUGAAAGUCAAGCCUCUGAUGUUAUUAAAGGUAUCUACUGUUUUCAAAUGCUUCAAGGCAAAACAUUCAUCCAACCGAAGAGAGAAAUACUCUCCAUGAUGGACAUGGCCAAAUGGUUGCAAUCAUCGGCUUAUGCGGAAUUACUGGGAUUUAUACAAUCGCUUAAUAUGGCAAUUAGAAACAAGAAAAUUUCAGACGAUUUUCCAAAAUCAGAGGCUACCAAACAAAUGCUACAGAUUCUUGAUACUUUGGAUCAAUGGACCGAAGAAAUUAAGCCAAUAGAUCAACCUCAACGUUUCGGUAAUGCCGCAUUUAGGGAUUGGCGGAAUAGACUAUGUGAGAAAGCGGAUGACCUAAUUACCCCAUUGCUACCUGAUGAUGCUAAAGAAUCAAUAAUAGAACUUAAAGCCUACUGGAAAGAAAGCUUUGGUAACGCUACUAGGAUUGAUUACGGAUCAGGCCAUGAACUUUCUUUCGUUGCCUUCCUCUUUUGUUUAUGCAAGCUGGAAGUGUUUCAUGAAAGCGAUUGUUGUUCUCUGGUUUUACAAGUCUUUAAUAGGUACCUUGAUGUUGUAAGAAAUUUACAAUCUAGAUAUAGGAUGGAACCAGCAGGUAGUCACGGGGUAUGGGGAUUGGAUGAUUUUCAAUUCCUUUCCUAUUUAUGGGGUAGUUCACAAUUAAUAGAUCACCCUACGAUUCUACCAAAGUCCUUUGUAGACCCAAAGAUUUGUCAAGAAAAUGCCCACGAAUAUAUGUUUUUAGACUGCAUUAAUUUCAUUAAUAAGAUGAAAACGGGUCCGUUUGCUGAACAUUCUAAUCAGUUAUGGGGUAUUAGUGGUGUACUGUAUUGGGCUAAAGUCAAUUCUGGCUUAAUUAAAAUGUUCAAAGCCGAAGUUGUAGGAAAAUUUCCUGUAGUGCAACAUUUUGUUUUCGGUUCAUUGUUAUCAAUAGCAAAACAUGAAGUGCCUAGGCGUGUAUGA